Molecule: messenger RNA, 2441 nt
Organism: Zalophus californianus (California sea lion)
Lineage: Eukaryota; Metazoa; Chordata; Mammalia; Carnivora; Otariidae
Gene: SLC17A9
Product: solute carrier family 17 member 9
Exons: 14
Coding region: 336-1517 (393 amino acids)
Biological process (GO): transmembrane transport
Cellular component (GO): membrane
Molecular function (GO): transmembrane transporter activity
Source: RefSeq, a predicted model, not a curated record
GCCAGGCAGGAGCCGGACCUGGACGCGCCGCGCCCACGGACGGCCGCCCCCCAUGCAGCCGCUGCCGCCGCCGCCAGAGGAAGCCCGCAGGGACGGGGCCGAGGACGCCCAGUGGUCCAGGAAGGAGGCAGAUGUCAUGGGCAUGAGCCCUUCUUCACUGAGGAAACGGGCUCGAAGAGGCCAGUCCACAGCCCCAACCAGAGCCACACGCAGGCUCACCGUGGCUGCUGCGGCCCCCAGCGUGGCAGGGCACCACAGAUGGCAGGCCCGAAUGCCAGGUGUGGACAGGGACGCUGCUGCUGGGCACGUGCCUGCUGUACUGUGCCCGCGUCAGCAUGCCCGUGUGCACCGUCUCCAUGAGCCAGGACUUUGGCUGGAACAAGAAGGAGGCCGGCAUCGUGCUCAGCAGCUUCUUCUGGGGCUACUGCCUGACGCAGGUGGUGGGCGGCCACCUGGGGGACCGGAUCGGUGGUGAGAAGGUCAUCCUGCUGUCCGCCUCCGCCUGGGGCAUUCUCACCGCCGCCACCCCACUGCUCGCCCAGCUCAGCAGCGCCCACCUGUUCUUCAUGACCUUCUCUCGCAUCCUCACAGGUUUGCUCCAAGGCGUGUACUUCCCGGCACUGACCAGCCUGCUGUCCCAGAAGGUACGAGAGAGCGAGCGAGCCUUCACCUACAGUGCCGUGGGGGCUGGCUCCCAGUUCGGGACGCUGGUGACGGGGGCAGUGGGCUCCCUGCUCCUGGACUGGUAUGGCUGGCCAAGUGUCUUCUACUUCUCCGGCGGGCUCACCCUGCUGUGGGUGUGUUACGUGUACAGGUACCUGCUGAGUGAACAAGAUCUCAUCCUGGCCUUGGGUGUCUUGGCGCAAGGCGUGCCAGUGUCCAGGCACACCAAAGUUCCCUGGAGACAGCUUUUCCGAAAGCCUUCUGUCUGGGCGGCCAUCUCCUCCCAGCUGUCUGCUGCGUGCUCCUUCUUCAUCCUCCUCUCCUGGCUGCCCACCUUCUUUGAGGAGACAUUCCCCAGCUCCAAGGGUUGGGUCUUCAACGUGGUGCCCUGGCUGGUGGCGAUUCCCGCCAGUCUGUUCAGCGGGUUUCUCUCUGACCAUCUUAUCAAUCAGGGUUACAGGACCAUCGCUGUGCGGAAGUUCAUGCAGGUGAUGGGCCUCGGGCUGUCCAGCGUCUUUGCUCUGUGUUUGGGUCACACCUCAAGCUUCUGUAAGUCCGUGGUCUUUGCAUCAGCGUCCAUUGGCCUGCAGACCUUCAACCACAGCGGCAUUUCGGUCAACAUCCAGGACCUGGCCCCAUCCUGUGCCGGCUUUCUGUUUGGUGUGGCAAACACAGCUGGGGCCUUGGCAGGUGUCGUGGGCGUGUGCCUGGGGGGCUACCUCAUCGAGACCACAGGCUCCUGGACGUCCAUGUUCAACCUGGUGGCUGCCGUCAGCAGCCUGGGGCUGUGCACCUUCCUGCUAUUUGGAGAGGCCCAGCGAGUGGACCUGAGCCCCACCCACGAGGACCUCUAGCCGCCCCAGCCUGACCGUUCCUUCGGUGCUGUCUGCCUUGGGGUGACGGGCUCUGUCCGAGAGCCUCCCUCCCACCCCUGACCCCAGAUGUGUGAGCAGGGGGAAGGCGAGCCCUAGCCAAGCCGGGCUGCCCUGGGUGGGCCUCAUUUUCUCCAGCGAGGGUGAUCGCGCCCUCCCCUCAGGGUUCGUGGACUGUCAGGGGUGAGUGGAGUUAGUGUUUUUAGUGGUGGCUGUUUACACACAGUCUGUUCUGUGUAGAUCCACGUGCCCCUGAGGUCACCAUGGUGGGAGCUUUGCCCGUCACUGCAGGGGCUGGGCACUGCUGGGCUGGACUCUUCCCCCCAGACCUGCUCUGCUUUGCUUCUCAGCACGUGGGGCCAGAUCAUUCUUCGUGGGGUGAGGGGGGCUGUCCUGUGCACUGGGGCUGCAUCCCUGGCCCCCAUCUACUAGGUGACCCCCCCCAGUCAUGACAACCAACACUGGCUCCUGGCAUCACCACAUGUCUCCAGGGGAGCUGCCCUGGGUGGGACCUGCAGCUCUCAUGAAGGCUGUUAGGGGCUUUUAGGGGCUGUUAGUGGCAUUUCUGCUUCUCCAAGUCCAGUGUGUGGGCCGUGGGCUAGACACCCUUGCCCACCUUUGGGGACCCCCCCCCCGACAUCCCCUGUGGGUCCCUUGGCACUGGUGAAGUGUUCUGCCUCCCUUGGGCCCGCUGAUGCCAGCAGUAAGGGGACUGUGGGUCCCUCUCCUGCCCAGGGCGCUCCACAGGACCAGGGAGCCCUCCUGCAUCGUCCUUCUCUCCUACCAGAGGAUCUGGUCAUCUCGGGAAUUAAUAAAAGAUCCUGCAAGAUGUAUACAUAGAAAAAAGAAUCUAAGAAUGUGGAAAAAUCACCCCAGACUUAUUUAAAUGAUGGCUAUUAAACUGGA